AUGGUUUAUGAAGCUAGUUUCCCUGAAGGGGAGCUGAAAGUGAAGUUGCCUGCACGAAAGUCAACAACCCUUUUAAAGGGAGAAGAACAAGGGAACAUUGGGUAUCAAGUGGUGCACACCAGGGAGCAUACCAGGGAGAAGAACACCAGGGUGCACACCAGGGAGAAGAACAAGGGAACAUUGGAUCCGACUAAAGGUAUCAGCAGACCGUAUUGGUAUCCGCAACCACAGAAACCGACAAUAAUCCCACCCACAAGCAGAGGAAGACAGCCGCUCCUCGGCACCGCCCCCCAACUCACCAAAUUCCUCUCCCAUUCUGGCGCCCAGGGGACAGUGCACCUCCUGCCGCAGCCUGAGAGCUAUCAGCCCGAUUGGCCACGCUCCUUCAAACCACUACUUUCCCCCGAAAAAGGGACGAGAGCCUCAGGUACCCAAACGAGCGCUCCCUUGCCCAGACACCCCGGCUCGCACACCCCGCCCUGUUCCCCGCGGCGCGGGAGGAGAGGCCGCCCCACACAGGAAGUGUGUCCUGCGCCGGGACCUUGCUCCCAGCCUGCCGGUACCUGCCCUCCGCCCCCAACAGGCGAGAAGCAGCCGCGUCCACAUGGCUUCAGGUGUUCACAUGGCAGUAAACGGGCCCCUGCCCUCCCGGGCGCCCCAGCGCGGCGCCCUCCCGCCCAGAGUCCGGCCCAGCCCCGCUGGCCUCGCCUCCAGCCCGCAGCCAAGAGGCGAGCGCGGCCGGUGCCCCCGGGGCUGCCAGGGGCCCCGAGGCAGGCGGCGCUGACUCCCGGACGCCGCCCGCUCACACUCGCCGCCUUUGCACCCAAGGCCUCGCGCGACGAGCAGGUCACUGAUUCCACUACCAUCUGUCAGCGUGGAUUGAUUGAGGAGACUGGCCCUGCUCGGCAGAUCAGUGACUUGCGCAAAGUGAGCCGGGGUGCCUUCAGAGCAGGCGGAUGUCCUUCCUCACUUGCCAGCUCUGAUGGGGCUACGGAGGUGCAAAGAGUUUAACUUAUCCCAAGUCACACAGCUUGGAAGAGGCUGAGCUGGUAUUUGAACCCAGGUCUUCAGAGGCUGCACUCUUAACCACCAGGCUUCCCAGCACUCAGCAAACACUGGAAAGACAGUCAGUGGGACCAAAAGUCUGCAGGCCAAUAGGGAAAGAAUGUAAGAGGAUGGCGUGGGCAGCACCAGCCUCUCCCACAGUCAUAUAUUAAGCACUGGACACUGGGCAGCUGGGGCAGGUGGGGGCCUCAGACUCUCAGACCCCACGCUGGGAAGACCACGGUCUGGCCAACAAGCAGCAGCUGCUGUGAAUCGACUGACACAUCGUCCCCACAGGUGAGCAGAGAGCCGACACCUGAGGAGAGGCCAAGAAACGGGAAGCCCGUGCAGCCCCGGGCGCACAGAUCACACCCACCUGCCCGGCACUCACUGCCCCUAGUGGCUGGACUCUCACUGGGCCGGUCACGGAGCUGGGGCCAGCCUGGUCUCACCAGUGUGUGUCUUUAAAUCAUCCAAUUCCUUCAGCUGUAAACUGGGCUGGGAGGGGCCAAGUGAGCUGCCUGCCUCAGGGGGGGGUCCUCGCCCUUACCUGAGGGAUCGCAUUCACUCCUCACAACAAACCCAUGAGGCAGGGAUUGUCCUGUUCAUUGUACAGAGCAGGAAAUGGGUGCACACAGAGGUUAAGAGACUUGCCCAGGUCACACAGCUAGGAAGAGGCUACGACUUGAACUGACUUCUCUCCAAAGCCCCUACAGAGUUACUCGGGACUACAAAGAGUUAACCUGAAUAUGAAAUGAUCUGACAGUCGCAGUGACAAAGGCAUGCUCUAAGCGCUUUUCCUGCAGUAACUUGCUUAAUCCUUGCAACAACCCUAUAAAGUGGGUACUGUUCUUGCCUCAUUUUGCAGAUGAGGAAACUGAGGCACAGAGCAGCUUGGAGGGGGCAGAGCUGAAUCUGACGGGCUGCAGGGCCCCUGCGUCGCUUUGUCACAAGAUGACAAUAAGGAAGUUCCUUUCCUUUGGGAUUAUUUCUGCCUGAAAGCUCAAGACUUUUAGCCAUAUCAUUGUCUGGGCUCCACGGGAAGGCAGUGCCACAUGCUGAGGCAUGCUGGGAAAAGACUUUGUUCCAUCCUGUUUUGUUGACAUGCUCUUCAUUUUUAAGCCUGAAACCCAAGCUUCCUGCUAAGAAUUCAAACCAUGGAGAAAAACGCAGCCAUGAUAACGGCCACUACUUCCUGAGCCUCCAGUGUUCCCCGUGCUUGGGGAUCCACAUAUGUCACUUAACCUUAGCCUUCAUGGCACCAGGGCAGCCUCCAUUUUCACCACUGAAGACAUGAAAGCCCAGAGUCACUUAGAAGAUGCCUGAAGGUGCACAGCUGCUAAGCGAUGGUGCUGGGAUUUGUCCUCAGGUCCUCGAGAGUCCUGACUCUUAUCUGCUGGCUCCCCACAGAGGCACGAAGUCUUGUUUGCUGGGCAUUUGACAGAAAUGUUUCUGCUCAUCUUCUGCCACAGAUUGGUCCUUCAGCAUCAAGAUUCCUGGACCACUUAUUAAUAGAAGGCACCAGGACACAGGUGCAGGGAUGCAGAGCUGGAUGCUGCCUUCUCAACAGGAAAAGCCAAGAAACGCAGAUGCCAAUGCUCAGUCAACUCCGUCUCUCCCUCUAGUGACUCGGGAAUAGCUGCCCUGCCACCAAGGCGAUUGUCUUCUGGAAGCAGCCACGCCGUGUGAGGUUCCUCAUCACUGCCCUGCAUCUCCCUGCAAGCUCUCGGGGAUAACUGCCAAAUCAACAUUUGAUUCCAGGGGAGCAGAAAGCAGCAGGAGCCGUGGAUUCUCCAACUCUUAACUGGUCCUCUUAACUGGAGCCACUUUGCCCUGCCCACCCAUCCCAGUGGCAGAUUCAUUACAGUUAUCCAAAGCCAGUUUUGACUUUGCUCCCCCGGCUCAGAAGUCUGUCAGUGGGUCGAGUGGCUUCAUCAUUCAAGUUUAUUCCUAUCAGCCUGGAAUACAAAGCCCUAUCUGGCUCGGCUUGCUUCUCCAGACCUCUCCCAGGUCUCAUUCUGCCUCUCCGCCUAACUAGACAAGCUGGCUUCCUGUCCUGUGCCUUUCUGCUCCCUGCAGCAGGAAUGCCCUUCCCUCCUCCCUACAGAUUGAAAUUAUACCCUCUUUCAAGUCUUACUCAAAUGCCACCUCCUCCACACUCUUACCUUAACACUUAUUCAUUCAACAAACAUUGAUAGCCCUUAUGGCAAGCAUUGAUCCCAAGGGUCCCUGUGGUCAUGAAGCUUAUGGUGCCAUGCAGCGGUUAGAAAAAGAAUCAUCACAUAAUCAUCUGAUAACAGCCAUGAUACAAAUUAGUAAGAAAGUGUGACAGGAGCACAGCAGGUGUACAACAGGGACCCUGAGCCUUGGGGAUCUAGGACAUUUGAGCUGAGACCUGAAAGACAAAUAGGAAGUAACCACAUGGUGAAGUUGGAGGAGAGCUCCAGGCAGAGGGCAUGGCAUGGGCAAAGGCCCUGUGGUAGGAGGGAGCAGGUAGACUUCCAGGAAGGGCACCAGGGCCUGCAGGGUAAUUUAAGUGAAAUGAGAAAGCUGGAGAUGUAGCUGGAGCAGGACAGUACAGGCCACAGGGCUUUGCGACUUUAUCCCUGGGCAAAAAGAGGAGAUGAUGAAGGAUUCUGAGCAGAGGACACAAGCCAGUAUGCAUUUAGACGCGAUCCUGCCUUGUGGCUGAGCCUCUUCUGAGAAGUGCAGGCCCUGUGUCAUGUCACCCUGAACCUCAGUCAUCAGGGUUUUGAAUGCGAGUUUCCAUAUCCCUCCUCCUAGACCAAGCUCUCAAAGGCAAGGCUGACCUCUGGUCUUCAGCUUCAUCCCCAUCAGCCAGGCCAGUGCCCAGCACAAGGAGCUGCUCCAAAAACAUACGUGGGAUAAACCAGUGACCAGGCAAUAUGCUUAUCAGCAUUUCCCUGUGAAGGAGCAAGGCUGCCUGUGAAGCCUUCCACAUUCUCUAGAAAUUACAAAGUUCAAGGGUUUUAGCGAGGCCACAACUCAGGGAGCCCUUGAGAGCCAAGCUGGCAUCCCACUGCUGCGCACACCCAGCCUGGGCACACAGUAUGACCCUGCCCAGGCAUCUGCCCAUAGCCGUCAGGUGAAUGACCAGAAACAGAACCAAAAGCUUUGUAAGGUGCUCUCGAGGUUACAAAGCAUGUUUCACAGGAGCAGUCUCAUCUGACAUAGGCAGCCCUCUGAGCUGGGUAGCUACUGCUUUACAGAUGAGGAAACUGAGGCCCAGGAGAGGGCGGGUCCUCAGCAAAUCAAAACAAAACUCAGACUAGGACCUAACAAAAGUCCAGGCUAUGAAUGGCCCCCAUAGGGUUAACAGAGCUUUCUAGACAUUUCUUUGAAAACUACUGUAAAGUGACAUAUUUCCUCAGGAUGUCUGUCACGCCAGCAGUGGGAGCCAACACACCAAUUCUCAGAGGCUGUUCCCCCUGUGCGGCAGAUCCAGACGCUCAGCUCCCAGGCCCCGAGGCUGGCGGCUUAGCCCAGGGCACAGGAGGAGGCUCCCUGGGCUUGGCGCUGACUUAUAGCAGGUGCUGAGGGAAUGCUCAGGAGAGGCAAGGCUGAUUCAAGAGGAUGACAACAGAGAACGUUCCUAGAGCUCGCCCACCAGCUGGGCAUGGUGCUAAGUGCAUUACCUGCGUUCACCCACACCAUCCUCACAACACUGUGAGUACAGUGACCAUCCCCAUGUACAGGCAUGGACACUGAGGCUCAGAGCAAUAAAGAAUUAGCCUGAGAUC
Cercocebus atys (sooty mangabey) is the source of this 4805-nucleotide messenger RNA. Its product is annotated as proline-rich protein 2-like. The transcript has 5 exons. The record is from RefSeq and is a predicted model, not a curated record. The coding region runs from base 1 to 1011 and encodes 336 amino acids. Lineage: Eukaryota; Metazoa; Chordata; Mammalia; Primates; Cercopithecidae.